AGUCUUUGUGUUCGAGAAUGUUCCCGAACUCUCAGCCGAACUAAGACGAAGUUACCAUGCAUGAUGCAAUGUUCAGUGUUUGUAAGCGUUGUCUGACAACUUUUAGGUGGUUUAUAAUCGUGAAAUAAUAUUUCAUGGACGUGUGUUAUGACAUAUAAAACGUUUGUAAUUUCGGUAAAAUGCAGUGUGACACGAAUGUGAGCCGUGAUGACCGAAGACUACUUCCUGUUUUUCUAACCUCAAAUACUGACAACAUGUGGGCCGGACUCAGGAUACGAAGGACAAUGGUUCGGAUAUUGGUCACCCCUGAGGUGUUGCCAGUUCUCGGUCACGCCACUCUGUGGUCACUCUUCAUACUACAAUACUACUGCACUACACGGCGCAGGUCUGAGAGGGUAGACGCUUGCCGUCUGCGCACGCCAUUAUGGGUAAAAGUAGUGAGCGACGCCUGGAGAGACGCUGUUCCUUCGGAGACGCCGCUGGACGGAGGGCGCCGGUCUGCCACCGCUUCUUGUGGUAUAAAUGAAGUGCAAACAUGGAGAGAUGGCACUUAUAUCCACGCACUCAACAGUUUGUUCCCAAGAAAGGAUCGCAUAUUCCACAGACACUCGCAACUCAUUCUCUGAACAGAAAAAGAGUUCUCAUAAAGCUGUUCCAGGGAUUACUUGUUGUGGUGUUACUCAUUACAAUUGGCAUCAAUGUGAUGUUCAUCUUGGAUACAAGCAGACGUCUUCAUGAAGUGACCCCUACAACAGUGGGUGGAGGAGAGCUUGUUGAGGGGGGGAACAGAAGGAACAGUUUGAGACUUCAGGAAAGUCAGCCCAAGUCGCUCGCCAUCGAAGUUUUGUCCAGCCAAUCGAAAGUGUCAGUUUCAAUAGAUGGAACAACGAUCCUGGAGGACGGAGAGGAACACAAGGGACGAGGGAUACACGUGAUGGUCCUGAACCAGGCGAGUGGCAGCGUCAUGGCCCAGCGCGCCUUCGACACAUACUCGCCGCACGAGGACGAGGCCAUGGCCCUCUUCCUCAACAUGGUGUCUGACGGCAGAGUCAUCAUAUUCACCAUAAAGGACGAAGGAACUUUCCAGAUGAAGCAGCCUGCGAGAGAUCUUCUGAAGAGGCUCGGCUCAAAGCGAGCGCAGGUCAUUGGUUGGAGAGAUAUGUGGGCCAUGGUAACACAGAAAGGUGCCAGGAUGUUUGGGGAGUCGUACAGCAAGAGUACCGAUUUCAACACCUGGGGGGCCCCGGCAGUUCUUCGGACAGAAGUGCCACUAGUUCCUGUUGAAGCGAGUGAAUGUGAUUGGGUGGAUACGGAAGAAAACCGACGAAGGAGAGAAUUCUGCAAUCAUAUCGAGGGCUAUGGCAGCGUCUGCAGCUGUACAGAUCCAGCCCCGUUGUUCUUUAACCCUGAACCUGUUGUGAAUAAUGAAGUCCGUGAUGUACCAGUAGCAAUAAUCGCAAGCAACAGGCCCCACUAUUUAUACAGGAUGCUGAGGUCUCUUUUAUCGGCGCACGGAGCGAAUCCAGAGAUGAUAACAGUGUUUAUUGAUGGUUACUUUGAGGAACCUCUUGAGGUUACAAAACUCUUCGGACUUCGAGGAAUUCAGCACACGCCUAUCGGGGUUAAGAACGCCCGAAUAUCGCAGCACUACAAAGCAUCUCUCACUGCUACGUUCAAUAUAUUUCCAAAUGCCAAAUACGCGAUUAUCGUGGAAGAGGAUUUGGACGUAUCCCCAGACUUUUUUAGUUAUUUCAGUCAGACACGGCGAUUGCUGGAGGAGGACGAGACGCUCUACUGCAUCUCUGCUUGGAACGACCAGGGUUACGAGCACACGAGCGACGAUCCAAGUUUAUUAUACCGGGUGGAGACGAUGCCGGGCCUGGGCUGGAUCCUUAAAAGAUCUCUGUAUAAAGAUGAGCUCGAAUCCAAAUGGCCGUCGCCUGAGAAGAUGUGGGACUGGGACAUGUGGAUGCGGUUACCCGAAGUUCGGAGAGGCAGAGAAUGCGUGAUUCCCGACGUGUCUCGAACAUACCAUUUUGGUGCUUCGGGUCUGAACAUGAAUUCAUACUUCCAAGACGUCUAUUUCAAGAAACAUUCUUUCAACACGUUGCCGCAUGCAAAGCUCAAAAACGUGGACAGCUUGAAGAAGAGUAACUACGAGGAGUUAAUUGUGGGCAUGAUCAAGAGAGGAUUGAUUUUGGACCACAGCAAAUCACCGUGUGAAGAGAACUUCAUACCAGACAAUAAAGGUGAAAUCAUAAUUAUGUUCAUAAAAAUGGAAGAACCGAAGGAUUUUGUGACAUGGCUCCAAGUAGCCAAGUGCUUCAGGAUUUGGGAUCUUGACGUUCGGGGUUAUCACAAAAGCAUGUGGAGACUUCACAUGAAGGGAAGCGAAAUGCUCGUCAUCGGAGUUCCGAACUCGGAGUAUGCGAGGUACAAGCCAUCCAACAUUACCCCAAUUUACUUGGGACCUCAAAAACAAAAAUCCACAGUUAGAUAGCAGGAUAAAGUAGUGUUUAGAAACUAUGUCUAUCCACAUUUUUCGUGAAAUUAAGUCAUCUCAGUGUUAUGUCUGUAGGACUCGCAGGUUCUUAUGUUAAGAUCCCCCCCUCCAUCUUCAGUGUGCCAAGUAUUUUGUGAGAAAUUGUGUACAUAAUUUAUCUCCGCAGAAUGCCAAAAUUGUGUGAUAUGUGUUCUCCAUAUUCGUGACAAUAAGAACCUACUCGGUAGUUAUAAUGAUAUGACUGAUAUGUGAGGACAGUCCGAAGACAUGAGAAGUAACUUUAGAAAAUAGGUGUGUUUAGUACGUGAUGAAUAAUUAAUACUUCUUCUUCUAUGGCUCUCCGGUCCGUAUUCGGUCCAUGGCCUCCUCAAUUCUCCUCUUCCAUUCGGUCCUCUGUUAGGUCCGUCUGUCCGAGGCUUUGAUCGAGGUUUCGAA
This is a messenger RNA of Zootermopsis nevadensis, 2938 nucleotides long. Its product is annotated as protein O-linked-mannose beta-1,2-N-acetylglucosaminyltransferase 1. Gene Ontology annotation, biological process: protein O-linked glycosylation via N-acetylgalactosamine. Gene Ontology annotation, cellular component: Golgi membrane. The record is from RefSeq and is a predicted model, not a curated record. Lineage: Eukaryota; Metazoa; Arthropoda; Insecta; Blattodea; Termopsidae. Gene Ontology annotation, molecular function: beta-1,3-galactosyl-O-glycosyl-glycoprotein beta-1,3-N-acetylglucosaminyltransferase activity.